CUGCUGAUUUUAAAUUCCAGCUUCUCAUGUGCUCAGCGCACCCUCCAGCAGUCGACGCCUGAGGCAGCCGUCUGUGUGGACUGCGCCUGAGCGAAUCAUAGAUGCUGAGCUCCUUCUUCCUGGUCCCCAUGGAUCUCCCUGUGCACUCGGGUUCUUAGCUGCCCUUUUUCUCUCGCUGCCAUUUGCAACCUCAUCCUGCCUCUCCCAUCUUCUCUCCGGUGUCUCGAAUGACUGGACAGAAGCUGUGGACACAGGUGGCUGUACUGGCCCUUCUGGUGCUAACGGUGAUGGCAGCUGAAGGAGGGAAAGCAGAAAAACAAGGAAAGAAGGAACGCAAAUCUGACUGUGGGGAUUGGCAGUGGAGCGUGUGCGUCGCCAACGAGGGCGACUGCGGCCUGGGAACCAGGGAAGGAACGCGCACAGGAACCGACUGCAAACAGACCAUCAAGACCCAACGCUGCAAGAUCCCCUGCAACUGGAAGAAGAAGUUUGGAGGGGAAUGCAAGUACGAGUUCCAGGACUGGGGGGAGUGUGACCUGGUGACGGGGAGGAAGAACAGGACCGGGGUACUGAAGCGAGCGCUCAUGGAUGCGACCUGCGCUGCCACCGUCACGGCAACCAAGCCAUGCGGGAAAAUUCCCAAGCCCAAGCUGCAAGAUGCGAAGAAGCAAAAGAAGGAAGGGAAGAAGCGAGAGCGCACCCCAAUGGACUGAGAUUUGUUUUUAUUUCAUGCCAGCAAAAUGGAAGAAGACUGUGGGAAGACGUCCACUUUCCCAUUCCAACCUGCUUCCUGUUUAUCUGUACUGUAGGCUGACUUUAGGACACUGUAGUUUUGAUGAAACCAGUAAAAACAUGAAUUUUA
This is a messenger RNA of Gambusia affinis (western mosquitofish), 862 nucleotides long. RefSeq names its product pleiotrophin (gene ptn). Bases 228 to 713 code for a protein of 161 amino acids. The record is from RefSeq and is a predicted model, not a curated record. Lineage: Eukaryota; Metazoa; Chordata; Actinopteri; Cyprinodontiformes; Poeciliidae. Gene Ontology annotation, molecular function: growth factor activity. The transcript is spliced from 7 exons.